AUGUCUCCGAUGUAGCGCAUUUGUUAUUUAGACCGGACGGUGAUGGAUGCGUUGAUUGUGACGAGACGACAACAGUAGAUGAAGAUGUGUUAAAGACACGGCGUUUUCUCCGGUCAAUUCGUGCGGUGAACAUGAACGCGCAAAUAGUAUCGUCCGAACGGUCGAUUUUCUUUCCCAAACUUCACUCACCCUCGAACUCCGACAGUCGGCUGCCCGACAAUGGGGUUGAUGUCGAGGGAAAAGUUAAGACGCGUUUGUUGUCGGUGUGGAACAACGUCAAGUACGGUAUGAAAUUGAAGACCAACUUCUCGAAGGAAUCUCCGGUUUGGCUGCUUGGUAAAUGCUACAGGAGGAUAGAAAGUCCUUCGUCUGAUAUUACGGAAUUGGGGACUGAUGUAGCUGCUAUUCAAAGUGAUAUAUUGAAUCACGAGGAUGAGGGAUUGGAGGGCUUUAAAAAAGAUUUUAUUAGUAGACUGUGGCUGACGUAUCGUAGGGAGUUUCCCAUAUUGAAUGGGUCGAAUUACAGCAGCGACUGCGGAUGGGGCUGCAUGCUCAGGAGCGGGCAAAUGCUCAUUGCCCAAGGUCUAGUCCAUCAUUUUUUGGGCAGAGAUUGGAGAUGGCAACCCGAUUUGUCCACCAAAGCACAGAACUGUGCUAAAAACGUAACACAUAGAAAAAUAAUAAAAUGGUUCGGUGACAAACCGUCACUGAACAGUCCCUUGUCGAUACACACGUUGGUGACGCUUGGUGAAGCGUCCGGCAAAAAAGCAGGUGACUGGUAUGGACCUGGUUUUGUUGCACAUUUAUUUAGACAAGCUUUCAAACAGGCCUCAAAUGAUAACUACGAAUUUGACUCAAUUGGCGUGUAUGUGGCUCAAGAUUGCGCAGUAUACAUAAGAGACGUAUUGGAGGAGUGUACCUUAAAAAAUGACAAAUGGAAAUCUCUCAUUCUCUUAAUUCCAGUCCGAUUAGGGGCAGAAAAGUUUAAUUCAAUUUAUGAGCCAUGUUUAACCACACUAUUUAGUUUAAAACAAUGCAUUGGUAUAAUAGGAGGCCGUCCAAAACAUUCCUUGUACUUCGUAGGAUACCAAGAUGAUAAACUGAUCCAUUUGGACCCACAUUAUUGCCAGGAGGUGGUGGAUGUUUGGGCGCCAGAGUUUCCCCUGACAAGUUUUCACUGUAGGUCCCCCAGGAAGUUACACAUAAGUAAAAUGGAUCCCUCUUGUUGUGUUGGGUUCUAUUGCGCUACCAAAGAAGACUUUUUAAAUUUAAUUGAGACUGUACAACCGUUGGUUGUUCCCCCAAAUAGAUCUGGAAGUGGCAACGAGUAUCCGAUGUUUAUCUUCUGCGAUGGAUACAGCAAAGAUGCACAAGUAACACCUAAGAAAUUACCACCUCAAGAUCUUGAAUAUUCAAUAGAUAGUAAUGACUCGGAUAUGGAAACUGAAGCUUUUGAGAUUUUGUAAAAUUUUAAUUUGGGCAUCUUUUCGACAGUUCCUUAUCGUUUUCGACAUUUACAAAAAUUGUUUGUACUCAUCAUAUUAAUUUAUUAUUCAUAGGCAUUUAAUGAAAUUGUUCUGAAAUUAUAUCAAAUGAUAUACAUAUGUAAUCAAUGUUAAUUGUUAAAUGUUUUAUUAUGGGACAAGAACAAUUUUGUUAAAUUUCAUUCAUUGUAGUUUUACGGAAUUAUUGUGAUCUUAUUUGUUUAAUUUCUUGUUGCUGUAGAAUAUAUCAAUUUAUUUUUUGAUCAUCGCAGUUGUAUAAAAUUUGUUGUCUGGGUGAAAUAUAAACUGUUAAAUUCUAUACAUAAUUUAUUAUCAAAAUUCUAAUCUCUCUAUUAGUUUUACUUUAUUUUUCUAACUCACACACAUAAUGAAAUAUAAAAUUGUAAAAAUAAACAGUUGUAUAAAAAUAA
This is a messenger RNA of Aethina tumida (small hive beetle), 1915 nucleotides long. RefSeq names its product cysteine protease ATG4D. Lineage: Eukaryota; Metazoa; Arthropoda; Insecta; Coleoptera; Nitidulidae. The coding region runs from base 132 to 1466 and encodes 444 amino acids. The transcript has 8 exons. The record is from RefSeq and is a predicted model, not a curated record. Gene Ontology annotation, molecular function: protein-phosphatidylethanolamide deconjugating activity.